AUGGCACAAGUUGCUUUUCUGGACAACCUCCUCAGGGAAUAUCUAGUUUUCCGUGGUUUCUCAGGCACCUUAAAGGCCCUUGACCUGGAGCAGCGCACCGAAAAGGACCAACAUUUCAGGGCGGAGAGGAUUCUGGAGCAGUUCAACAACGCCGUGCAAACUUCCGAUCUUCAGGCUCUGAGGAGCUUGUGGUUCCACCUGGACAACAACAUAUUCUCCAAGCUGGAGCACACCUACGCCGUGGCCGUCAAGAAACUGGAAAACAGCCUACUUAAAUACUAUCUAGUGACUGCCUAUACCAGCAAUCGGCCGGAGAAGGUGUCCGAGUUCUUCAACAAGUUGGCUGGCGACCUGCAGCAGCAGAGCGAGUGGAAGGAUUGGUUCUAUUUCCCUUUCUGUAAGAACGCCGAGGAGUCGCCCACCUUUGCCCUGUUCUUCACCAAGCAGUGGCAGGAUACCUUGCUCCUUUCGCUGCGCAACUUCCUGACCACCGUUUACCAGUGCUUGCCGCAACCCACCUUUGUGCGGGCGGAGCAGGAGGCGGCCCACAUGCAACGCCUCAGCGAGGACAAUGCCGGGCUGCGUGCUCGCCUGGUCAACCUGCAGCAGGAGCUGCAUCAGCUGACCCAGCAGCAGCAGGGUGCUUCUGCCUCCGGAGCCAGCGGAGGAUCCAUUGGCGGAGAAGGUGGCGCACGGCGACGUAGCGUCUAUCGGCAGCAGCAGAGCCUUAGCGACAUCCUGCCCUUCGAUAUCAGUCCUCCUGGUCACAUAGUAGACGACUUCUGCAUCAUUGCCUCUGAGGCGAACAGCGUGAGCCAGGCCAGCGAUGCCCAGGCCCGGAGCCUAAAGCAGCUCAUACGGAACAUCGGUUCGGGAAGUUCGCCUGUAAUGGGAAGGAAGGACCAGGCAGCCAGUUCCCUGGGCGACAAGUCUACCAAACGCAGGUCCGGCAGCGUGGGACGCAGUUGGAUUUAAAAAGAUAAGUAACUAAGCUAUGCUACCAUUAUAUUUCCAGCGAGUAACGUGUAAUUCCGAUCAAAGUUUGAUACGUUAGUUUUGAUAUUAGUUUACAUUUACACGUCUAUAGGCAAACUGUUUUCUAAACCAGCUUAGAAGUCUUUUAAAUUAAUCAAAAAGCUUAAUUCCCAAAUACACUAGUUUUAGAUAACUCUUAUUUAUAAAUUGGCAUUAAUGGUUAAAAUAAAUUUAAAAGAUCGGUCUUUUGAA
Messenger RNA from Drosophila biarmipes, 1227 nucleotides. RefSeq names its product WD repeat-containing protein 91. The record is from RefSeq and is a predicted model, not a curated record. Lineage: Eukaryota; Metazoa; Arthropoda; Insecta; Diptera; Drosophilidae. Gene Ontology annotation, molecular function: phosphatidylinositol 3-kinase regulator activity. The transcript has 3 exons. Bases 1 to 975 code for a protein of 324 amino acids. Gene Ontology annotation, cellular component: early endosome membrane; extrinsic component of endosome membrane; late endosome membrane. Gene Ontology annotation, biological process: early endosome to late endosome transport.